This is a messenger RNA of Coffea arabica (coffee), 1818 nucleotides long. RefSeq names its product polygalacturonase At1g48100. The record is from RefSeq and is a predicted model, not a curated record. Gene Ontology annotation, molecular function: polygalacturonase activity. NCBI's taxonomy places the organism in Eukaryota, Viridiplantae, Streptophyta, Magnoliopsida, Gentianales, Rubiaceae. Gene Ontology annotation, biological process: carbohydrate metabolic process.
GCCAAGUUGAAUAGUGGCCUUAGUGGGCAGUGGUCACGGAAACAACUUAGUUCUGUUGGUGGCUUCUUUAGACUUCCUGAAAACGUGGGAGCCUUCACCUGGGAACCUAUGAUCUUGAGCUAUUGAUAGUGACAAAACUACCUCUGAUCUUGAGUUCCAUUCUCUGAAUAUCAAAAGCAUGCUCCAUCUCCACAACCUACCCAUUACUCAAUAGAGACAUUUCUAAUUUUCUUAGCUACUACAAGGGAGUGCCGAGUGCAUGCUAAGCUGCAAGUAGUCAAAUUCUUUUUGUGUACCACCGUGUGGUUUUUGUAUAAAAGGAAUCCUCUGUUUUUGGAGACAAGCUAUACUUAUUAUGGAAUUUAAUAAGGUUUUCCUGCUGUUUUUCUGUAUUUUCUUCUGUUUUUCAGCUUUCCAAGCUGAGAGCAGGCUUCUUAGUAACUUCUUCCAAGAGCCACAAGAACCACAUUUUCGUGUUCUGUCUCAAAUUUCACUACCUCCUUCUCCUGCACCUGAGGCUCAUUCCCCUAGUCCUGCAGAUUUUGCAGCAAUUUUCAAUGUUUUAUCUUAUGGGGCAGUAGGUGACGGUGUCGCUGAUGACACACAAGCGUUCAAAAUGGCCUGGGAUGAUGCAUGCCAUACUGACUCGGGCAUUCUUUUGGUUCCCAGUCGCUAUUCCUUCAUGAUACAGUCUACCAUCUUCACAGGUCCUUGCAAAAGUGGACUAGUUUUUCAGAUUGAAGGAACUAUUAUGCCACCUGAUGGACCUGAUUCAUGGCCAAAGAAUUACAGUAAGCGACAAUGGCUAGUCUUCUACAGAGUCAGCGGAAUGACAAUGCAAGGUGGUGGACUAAUAGAUGGGAGAGGAGAAAACUGGUGGAAUCUUCCCUGCAAACCUCACAAAGGAGUAAAUGGAACCACUUCACAUGGUCCUUGUGACAGCCCGGUUGCUAUAAGGUUUUUUAUGAGCUCCAAUUUGACAGUACAAGGGCUUAGAGUUAGAAACAGUCCUCAAUUCCAUUUCCGUUUUGAUGGCUGCCAAGAUGUCAAUGUUUAUUCACUCUACAUAAAAUCGCCUUCUCUUAGUCCCAACACUGAUGGUAUUCACAUAGAGAACACAAGUGAUGUCAGGAUACAUAACACAAUUAUUUACAAUGGUGAUGACUGUGUAUCAAUUGGAGCUGGUUGUCAUAAUGUAGACAUAAGGAACAUAACAUGUGGUCCCAGUCAUGGAAUAAGCAUUGGCAGCCUUGGCAAACAGAACACCAAAGCAUGCGUGUCAAAUAUAACAGUGACAGACUCAUUGAUCAAGCACUCAGCUAAUGGUGUGAGAAUCAAAACAUGGCAAGGUGGAUUUGGAUCAGUAUCCAAGGUGACUUUCAACAACAUUGUUAUGGACACAGUUCGAAAUCCCAUCAUCAUAGACCAAUACUACUGCGAGACAAAGGGCUGCCAGAAUCAGACUUCAGCAGUAUACGUUUCUGACAUAUUGUACACAAACAUUAAAGGGACUUAUGAUGUGAGAAGCCCACCAAUGCGAUUAGCCUGCAGUGAUUCUGUGCCAUGUACAAAUCUCACGCUUUCAGAUGUUGAAUUGUUUCCUGCUCAGGGACAGAAUAUAUUGGAUCCCUAUUGCUGGAAUGCUUAUGGAUCCCUUAAAACUCUUACAAUUCCACCAGUUUUCUGCUUGUUGGAAGGAUACCCUCCUGACUCCAUGCCACCAAAUGAUGUACUUGUGUGCUGAUCAUUAAUCAAUAAUCAAUGCAUAGUUCUAGUCAUUAGUGCAUGUCAAAUAAGCAUGCAUAGAUUUAUGUAUCA